AUGGUUCGCAAUAUCGUCGUCAUCGGUGGCACCUCCCACCCGCAACUGACUCAGACCAUCUGCAAUGUCCUCGGAAUCCCUCCGGCCGAGGUGCUACUGUCGAAAUUCUCCGUCGGCGAAACCCGAGUCGAAAUCCAGGAAUCCGUUCGCGGAAAGGAUGUCUACAUUAUACAGUCGGGUGGUGGGAAGGUGAAUGACCAUCUGAUGGAGCUCCUCAUCACCAUCUCCGCCUGCAAGACCGCCUCCGCCAGAAGAGUGACCGCGGUGCUUCCGCUAUUCCCCUACUCUCGCCAGAGUGAUAUCCCGUACAACAAGACCGGAGCUCCGCUGGUCAAAUCUUCUCCCUCGGAAAAGUCGGGUAACUCCAACGGCUAUACUUUCGAGAGUACCCCGUCUACCCCACAUCCCGGAAAGGCCGAGAGCGCAAGCCUUCUGAAUGGCGUCGACAACUUGCAAAAGAGUCUCGCCAAGGCGCAGUUAGAAGAUGUCAGCAAUGGCAGUCCCGUCAAGAAGCGCCCGGUCAACGGGCUCUCCCGCAGUGAUACCCUCGAGUCCUCCAAGUCGGACGCCACUCUCCCCAGUACCGAUGACAGUACAGUCAAGAUCAACAACUUCCAGCCACGCCCGGGCUACAAGCAAUGGGUCGCUCAAGCCGGUACCCUGGUGGCCGACUUGCUCACUUGCGCCGGUGCGGACCAUAUCAUCACGAUGGAUCUGCACGAUCCUCAAUACCAGGGUUUCUUCGACAUCCCGGUGGACAACCUGUAUGGACGUCCUCUUCUCAAGACCUACAUCCAGCGGAACAUCCCCAACUACAAGCACGCCGUUGUGGUCAGCCCCGAUGCCGGUGGUGCCAAACGAGCUACCGCUAUCGCCGAUUCCAUGGGGAUGGAGUUUGCGUUGAUUCACAAGGAGCGCCGCCCCACCAAGAUCACAGACCGCCAGAAUGCCACCAUGAUGCUGGUCGGAGAUGUCAAGGAUCGCACCGCCAUCCUCAUCGAUGACCUUGCGGACACGUCGAACACCAUCACUCGCGCCGCCAAGCUCCUGAAGAAGGAGGGCGCUUCCUGCGUCUACGCCUUGGUGACACACGGCAUUCUGAGUGGCGACGCCAUCGAUCGGAUCAACGCCAGCGCCCUUGACAAGGUCGUCGUGACCAACAGUGUUGACCAGGCCGACCACCUGCGACGAUGCCCCAAGCUGGAGGUUCUGGAGGUCGGGCACGUCUUUGCCGAGGCCAUCCGUCGCGUCCACCACGGCGAAAGUAUCAGUGUUCUGUUCCAAUACGACUAA
Molecule: messenger RNA, 1293 nt
Organism: Aspergillus terreus NIH2624
Lineage: Eukaryota; Fungi; Ascomycota; Eurotiomycetes; Eurotiales; Aspergillaceae
Product: ribose phosphate diphosphokinase subunit PRS5
Exons: 3
Coding region: 1-1293 (430 amino acids)
Biological process (GO): 5-phosphoribose 1-diphosphate biosynthetic process; purine nucleotide biosynthetic process
Cellular component (GO): ribose phosphate diphosphokinase complex; cytoplasm
Molecular function (GO): magnesium ion binding; ribose phosphate diphosphokinase activity
Source: RefSeq, a predicted model, not a curated record